Molecule: messenger RNA, 1601 nt
Organism: Solanum pennellii
Lineage: Eukaryota; Viridiplantae; Streptophyta; Magnoliopsida; Solanales; Solanaceae
Product: heat stress transcription factor B-2b
Exons: 2
Coding region: 178-1155 (325 amino acids)
Biological process (GO): regulation of transcription by RNA polymerase II
Cellular component (GO): nucleus
Molecular function (GO): RNA polymerase II cis-regulatory region sequence-specific DNA binding; DNA-binding transcription factor activity
Source: RefSeq, a predicted model, not a curated record
UUUAUUUUUUUUCUAUCAUUAUUUUUUCCCUUAUUAGCCAUUUGCUCUCUCUCUCCCUCCUAUCCUACUCACCUCCUAAGAAACUUCUAGAACAAAAACGCAAAUUUCUCAUUUUUCUCGUCUUCUCGAUCUGUUUAGAGGGGGUUUGGAUCUGAAUUAACAACAACGGUGGAUGCUAUGGUGCCAUCGUCGGUUGAUUGUACCGGCGAAUCUGCCACCGGGGAGAAUCAGAGAUCUCUUCCGACGCCAUUUUUGACGAAAACUUAUCAGCUUGUAGAUGAUCCUGCCAUGGAUGAGUUGAUCUCGUGGAAUGAAGAUGGAACGACAUUUAUUGUUUGGAAACCUGCUGAGUUUGCUAGGGAUUUGCUUCCCAAAUGUUUUAAGCAUAAUAAUUUUUCCAGUUUUGUUCGGCAGCUUAAUACUUACGGAUUUAGAAAAGUUGUACCUGAUCGAUGGGAAUUCGCAAAUGACUGUUUCCGUAGAGGUGAGAAAGGACUACUUCGUGACAUUCAACGCCGGAAAAUUUCACCGGCAGGUGCUGCGGUUGUUGCACCAGCAGUAGUAACGGUGAAUGCUGCACAAGCGGUGACGGUAGCGGUAGCACCAGCUGUCAGGGUGGUUUCUUCAUCGAAUUCCGGUGAUGAGCAGGCGUUCUCAUCGAACUCAUCUGGUGCCGCAGCUGGAGCGGCGAUGUUAAGGACCACUACGUGUAAGACGACGCCGGAGCUUAUAGAAGAGAACGAACGGUUGAGAAAGGAGAACGCACAACUAAAUCAGGAAUUGAAUCGGUUGAGAAGUUUAUGCAAUAACGUAUACAAUCUGAUGUCCAAUUACACGGCGAAUCCGGCGGAUAUACCGGCAGGUAUACCAGGAGGACGAGCUUUGGAAUUGCUUCGUACGGGGCAAGUUGACGGCGGCGGUGCGGCCAUCACAGCGGCGGAGAGCAGCGGCUUUAAGGCGGAUGAAGAUAUGAGCCCACGGUUGUUUGGUGUAUCAAUUGGGGUAAAGCGCGUGAGGAGAAGCUGCGAAGAGGAAUCUGAGGAUCAGGAUCAAGUACAACCGCAUGGAUCAGACAUGAAAUCAGAGCCGUUAGAUUCAGGAAGUGCUCAAGAUGAUGAUCAGCCAUGGAUUGAUCGAUUAGAUUUAGGGUGUUGAUUUCUCACUUCAGAACAGGUGGGUCCCUUGGAGGUGGGGUCCACAGAAGCACUUCGACGUUGAUGACCAACACGUGUACAAUGGAAGAUUGUUGGUUGUUUCUGGUGGUUUCUAGAAGAAGUUAGAAAUUGAGUCAAAUGGUUUUUUGAGAAGGCCCCAAAAGAGGUGGAAAAGGAGAAAAACAAAGUGGCUUUUUAAUAUGUUUUCAUAAUUGGAUUGGAAAAAUAGAGAGGGCUGAGCUGGUUAGUUGAAAAAGAUGACAAAUGUUUGAGAUGAUAGUCAAUGUUUUAAUUAGUUGGGAUUAGGGAAAUAUUUAUGUUACAAUACAAGGUGCCAACUAAUUUUUGGCUAGGGAAAUUAUUUGUGCAUAAUUGAAACAUUAAUAAUGUUGUAACUUUAUGUUUAGAAAAAAAUACUUGGGUAAAUUUACUGAAUAUUUGCUCUUA